AUGCAUUUUAUUAACUAUUCAAGUUCCGGUGGACACGAUUCGGUAGUUACGUCAUUUGGACUACGAGAUAUUACCGAGGACUCGAUCGAGAUGCGAAAAAUCAAAGACGUCCAAAGAUUCUUGAGAGGUUGGUUGUGCCGCAGGCGUUGGAAACAAAUCGUCGAGCAGUACAUUAAAAGCUCUCGCUCUAUACGUAGCCGGAACAGGUUAGCGUUUCAAACUAUGGAAGCCGAGAAAGAAUAUACAAAAGAGAUGGAGAUAUUAGUAAGCUGUUUCUUGAGGGCUUUUAAGAUGGCUGCUAACUCAAAGAAACCCCCUAACCACAAGGAUGCGAACAGUGUAUUUUUGAAUAUCGAGACAGUGUUGUUUCUUUAUCAGAUCUUCCUGAAGGGUCUCACUUCUCGUAUGGAGAACUGGCCCACUUUAGUUUUAGGCGAUUUGUUCGACGUGUUACUACCAAUGUUAUCAAUUUAUCAAGAACACGACAGAAAUCAUCAUUACAAUCUUCAAGUGCUGAUUGAAUGCAAGCAAUCAUCAUCUGUGUUCGCUGUAUUGUUUAUUGGAUUGAGAUACAGCGAAGGUCAUUCAGUGGAGACCUUUUUAACGUAUCCUAUGUAUCAGGUUUCAAGAUAUAUUAUUACGCUGCAUGAAUUAUUGACACACACUCCUCGCGAUCAUGUUGAACGGAAAAGUUUAGAAAACGCGAGGCAACAACUUUGUCGUUUGUCGAGACAAAUGCACGACGAGGUCGAUGAAACGGAAAAUUUGACCGUGAAACGAAUGAUCGUAGAAGACUGUGAUGUUUCACUCGAUAUCAAUCAAGGAUUUGUCAGACAGGUCGGUAAAGUCUUAGUUGAAUCUGCUGCACACGAGUAUUGCCCCGAAGCUUUCACGUGUGAAAAUUCGUGUGGUAAGUGGCGCAUGUGCGCCCCUUUGUGUUUCAGAAUCGAUGGAAAAGAAAGAUUCAUGAAAAUCUCGAUUGACAUAACACAGGAGAAAACUGCCUGGAUAAGCGAUAUCAGCGGCUGUAUGGAUAACGUUCGCUCGAACGAUUUACUUGAAGGCUUGCGGUCGGACGUUAGUUCCGUCACGAUGUCAGAAGAAUACGAAAACGAUCCGAAAUUAUUCAACGACGACGUGGACAUCAAAUUCAGCAGGACCUUGAAUUCCUGCAGGAUCCCGCAAGUUCGAUCAGCCACCCCUGAACGUCUGCUUCAACGUCUGAUGGACCCGAGAUUUCUCAGUAUCGAUUACCUCAAUACGUUUUUGACAACGCAUCGACUGUUCAUCGACAGUGUCACUGUGAUAGAAACUUUAAAGAAAGCGCUUUACGAGGCUGAACUAGCCGAGACGCCUGCUGGUUCUCUGGUAUCUUUGGACGUAUUGGGAGGAAACGUGACAGCAGAAGAGAAAAUAUCCGCAGAAACUCUUACAAUCUCAGAGCCAAAAUCCACUGAUAGCAAAGCAGGCAAAAAAGAGACAGAGAAACGACCUGCAAAAAUACCUGAAACUGACAGUUCGUUUGAGCAACCUCUUCAACAAAAUCAAGAGAAUCAACAAAGACACGAACAUAGAGCGUCCACUGAGUCUGUUCCUGUUGCUACUGCAAGUAGCACGAUUUCUACGAUAACUAGAAAUUACUGGAAGAGUUGGCGACUCAUUCAAGAGAACCAAUCGUCUUUCCAGCACGAGCAGAUUCCCAGCAAAGCUGAUAUUGUGAUCACCAGUUCUCACCAAAGUUAUCGAAGUGUUGGAUUUGUACUUAUCUGGAGCGGUACAUCGACAGCUGCAACUGCAUUUGCAAUUGCAACAUCUGCGUCGAGCAACCCGCCAGACGAGGGCAGUGAUCAAGAUAAUCGCAGCGGUUCUUGUCGCGACAAAAACAGACGGAACGAGUCGGUUAUGUCAACCGCAAUCAUGACGAGAGUGUUGAAAAUUUUGAGACAUUGGAUCUCGAAACACCCUCAAGAUUUCCAGUCUGAUAAUAGGUUGAAAAAUCUGACGAUCAAGUUCCUCGACGACAUCAUUCACUGGCCUAAUCUUCUGCCGGCUGAGCACAAAGUCGCGAUCCAACUUCUUCGAUUGAUAACGAAGGAACAACCGGAGAAUAACAAAGAAGAACUUAGGAAACUGUUGGCUCCUCCUACUGUGAAAAUUAAGCAGAGUGUCGAGACGUUCGCGUCAGUUGAAGUCGCAGAGCAAAUGACGUAUCUGGAUCACAAGAUUUUUAUGGCCCUCGCGAGCAAAGAAUUUCUUGGACAGGCAUGGACAAAAGCUGACAAGUCUUCACGCGCUCCCAACAUUUGCCUACUAACAAAGAGGUUCAACGAAAUGUCAAAAUUGAUUGCUUCCGAGGUUGUUAGGCGUAGAAGUGUGUCAGGGAGAGUUGCAGUGAUCGAAAAAUGGGUUGCAAUCGCAGAUUGCAACAGAACUUUACGCAAUUACAAUGGUGUACUACAAAUUUGUGCAGCUCUUUCGAGCAGCAGUAUUUUCAGAUUAAAGAGGACUUGGAAUAAAGUUCCAGAAGCGACGACACAAAUGAUGGAAGAACUGCAGGAUAUUGUGUCGUCGGAUGGACGCUUCAAAAAUUUGAAGGAGGCAUUGCGUCGAUGCGAUUCACCUUGCAUCCCUUAUAUAGGAAUGUACCUGUCCGACCUUUCUUUCAUCGAAGAAGGUACUCGAACUAUGACCGAAGAUGGCCUUUUAAACUUUUCCAAAAUGAGAAUGAUUGCCCACGUGAUCCAAGAAAUAGGUCAAUUACAACAAGGUUCAUACAAUAUCGAACCGAUAGCGAAGAUUAUCAAUUAUCUGUUGGAUCCGUCGUUGCAGAUCGACGACGAUACUUUAUAUCAGAUGUCCUUGGAGAUCGAACCAAGAUCAUCGAAGCCAAGUUCAAGCUUAUUUCAUUUGACAUCCUCCGUCGCCCACAAAUCAAAAAAAUGAAUUUGAGUAUCAAACUAUUUAAUAAAUUCACUUUAAUUUAUUUCUUAAAUUAAUCGAUACGUAAUUUAUGUUUGUUUCAUCUUUCAGUUGUUUUCCACAUCAAACUUGCAGCUUCUUCCUCGCUAUUGCUUCACAACUAGACCAAUUCAUGUGCAAAGUAUGAAUGCAAGUGAUUAGAGAUACAUUGGGACUUAAUAUAUAUAUAGAUGACUGUUAUGUACUCCAGAUACAACUUUGAAGCUAUACUUGAAGCCAAGCUUAUAUAUUUAUUCUUCGUAAACGUUUAGUUAAGUUUAAUGUUUCUUUCAAUCACGACUGAAAUUUGUUCUUCUGUCUUUUUU
This is a messenger RNA of Frieseomelitta varia, 3284 nucleotides long. RefSeq names its product ras-specific guanine nucleotide-releasing factor 1-like. The record is from RefSeq and is a predicted model, not a curated record. Gene Ontology annotation, molecular function: guanyl-nucleotide exchange factor activity; protein binding. NCBI's taxonomy places the organism in Eukaryota, Metazoa, Arthropoda, Insecta, Hymenoptera, Apidae. Gene Ontology annotation, biological process: Ras protein signal transduction; positive regulation of GTPase activity. Gene Ontology annotation, cellular component: plasma membrane. The transcript is spliced from 15 exons. Bases 1 to 2943 code for a protein of 980 amino acids.